This is a messenger RNA of Theileria parva strain Muguga, 1163 nucleotides long. RefSeq lists its product as uncharacterized. Gene Ontology annotation, cellular component: nucleolus; small-subunit processome. Gene Ontology annotation, biological process: rRNA processing. NCBI's taxonomy places the organism in Eukaryota, Apicomplexa, Aconoidasida, Piroplasmida, Theileriidae. Gene Ontology annotation, molecular function: RNA binding; protein binding. The coding region runs from base 1 to 1149 and encodes 382 amino acids. The record is from RefSeq and is a predicted model, not a curated record. The transcript is spliced from 6 exons.
AUGGGUGAUGAAAACCCUUUAAUCGCAGUAAAAAAUGAUCAUAAAGGUAAAAAUUCGGGUCGAAAUAAAAUGAAAAAUAAAAUUCCCGACCGAAAUAAAAAAAUAAAUAAAAAAUCGCAAUUAAACGGAAAGAAUCCAAAUUUAUCAAAUGAAAAAGUUAAUAAUAAGGAGGAAAAGGAUGGUAAACCUAGGAAUAAAAAGGACAAAAAGGGAAUUAACCUGAAUAUCGACUCAAAAUUAGAGUAUGAAAAUGAGAUUAAAAUCCGUGAAUUGGAGGAUCGAAUCGCAGAUAAGGAGUGGAUGAGGAAUCCCAACUCUGUAAUGGAUUUCGAAAGACUAGUGGUAACAAAUGCACGUUCCUCAGCCGUGUGGAUAGCAUAUAUGGCCUUUUACAUUAACUCAGGUGAUAUAGAAAUGGCCAGAAAAACUGUUAAAAGAGGACUUAAGGCCAUAGAUUUCAGGGAAAUGGUUGAGAAAAUGAACCUUUGGGUUGCAUAUCUAAACAUGGAAUGUAUAUACGGAAAUAACGUUAUGGAGAUAUUCAAUCAGGCAACCCAGUAUAAUGAUAGUAAAUCAAUUCACCUGAAGAUGAUAAACAUUUUCGUUAAUAAUAAUCAGCUUGAUAAGGCCAAGGAGAUUUGCGAAAAGGCAAUAAAAAAAUUUCACAAGUCCAAAAAGGUUUGGUUGGCUUACCUUAGAUUAUUGUAUGAGAAUAUGAAGGAUUUUGAAGCUGGAAGGCAACUCCAUAAAACAUGUAUCACUAGAAUACCUGAAAAGAAGAGAAUUAAUAUCACAUCAUCAACAGCCUUAUUAGAAUACAAACACGGAUCUCCAGAAAUGGGUAAGAUGUACUUUGAGAAUAUAUUAUUGGAUAAUCCUAAACGAAUGGAUAUAUGGAACCAAUAUUUGACGGCACAUAUUAAGUUAAAUAUGGACGAAUCCAAAACACAGAAAUCUGAAGGCUUAAAGAACGUUAGAAACCUGUUCGACAGAGCAAUUACCCUUGACCUUAAGCCAAAAAAGAUGAAAAUCAUAUUCUCAAAGUGGUUGGAAUUUGAAUGUGCAUACGGAACCGAGAAAUCCAAGGAAUCCGUACAGAAAAAAGCUCUAAAAUAUGUAGAAUAUAUCGAAAAAAAGUUAAGUAACUGAAAUAAUUUUUUAAC